CCCGAACAGUCACGGUGUCCAGGUCAAACAACCUUUCUCUUUUCACUGCAACGAUGUCGUCGGGAGUCUCUAAAAUCACAACUGAGAGAAACCAGCGUACUUUGCUGGAGUUAGCAACCCAACCAGGGAACGACACUUGCGCAGAUUGCAAGUCGCGGAACCCGCGAUGGGCUUCUCACAAUUUGGGCAUCUUCAUAUGCGUCAACUGCGCGAGCAUCCAUCGCAAGCUUGGUACCCAUAUCACGAAAGUAAAGAGCAUCACCCUGGACGCGUGGACCAAAGAACAGGUCGAAGUCAUGAAGCGAAACGGAAAUAUAACAUCAAAUGCCCUCUACAAUCCUGAUGAAGCUCGCCACCCCCCACCCACCAACAUGAUGGAAGCAGAACGAGAUAGCGAAAUCGAGAAGUUCAUUCGAGCCAAGUACGAAUUUAAGUGGUUCAUGAACUGCAAACCUUCCAAAUUCGUCCCCCCUGCUCGUCCAUCUUCCAACGCUGUUAAUAUACGGCCGAAGUCAACUCCUGCAACGGACCCUGUACCAUUUAAACGCAAAUCCUCUCCUGUUCCUCCCCCAGUCCCUGCCAAAAAUGUCACCCAUGGAGGUCCUGGAGCGUUUAAUUUCCUUCCUGGUGCAUCAUCUCUGGGGUCUACACCCGUGCAACCCGCGAGAUCCAUCUCACAGCCAUUGUCUACACCCAACUCCUCUAUUCCGAUCCAGAAGCCUCCGGGAAACCAGGUUUGGGAUGAUUUAAUCUCAUUACAAGACCCUUCGCACAUGUCUUCUCUUCCGUUGCAAUACCAAUUACAGAACUCCGGUUUCCCAUCGCUUCCUUCCCAGCCCCACGCUAUGCCCCUUGCCCAGACACCUCUUGAUGGCUUGCCCACUCCGUUCUCGACUUUUCAGGGUUCUCACAUGAUGCCUUCGUCGAUGCCAUCGAUGAGGAAUACCACUUCAGCUACAGUGCCCACGCAUAUCGGAGCUGCUAGUGCGACCUCACUCGCAAGUCCACAGACUCCGUUCCAACAUCAAUUUUCGGGCUAUUCAUCUUCUAACACUCUCAACUCGUUUCCUCCACAGAUGAGUGCCGGGACACCUGCUGCAACACCCCUGUCUCAGCAGAAUUACUUCGCUCAAUCAUUUGCGCAACCCUCUCAGCCGGUGCUUGGUCAUAUGCAAGAUCCCAGCUUCAUGUAUGCACAAAUGCAAUCACAAGCAAUUCAACAACAGUACUCCCCGCAGCCGCCAUUUGCGGCUACACCAGGAUUUGUAGCACAGCAGCAGCAGCCACCGUUCAUGAGCAACGGGGCUUAUGGAGGGUGGCAGGGUAUGCAUGGCAAUUUCUAAUGGAUAGUUAAACAGCAGGCCCCAAAUUUCGUUUGGAUUCGAACUUUUAUUAUCCCCACACCCUCGCGAUAUAGAUGUUUAUUUGCGCUUUCAUACUCAUUCGAUGCGUCGAUUCUUUUACAGUGUCCUGGCCAAUUAUGUAUUAGGUACGGUUUUCAAACGUUUCUUAUGCAGUCCACAGUCUACCACAUGGGACAUCAUAUACUGCAGUUCAUUAUUAGGCCCGACGACGGAGAUAUCUUCCUGAACUUUGAACAUUGGACUCUUGAAUUGUAUACAUCUUACUAGUUUUCCUAGUGCAACAUCAUUGAGCUUCAAAUAUGGUUUCCAUG
Molecule: messenger RNA, 1675 nt
Organism: Suillus clintonianus
Lineage: Eukaryota; Fungi; Basidiomycota; Agaricomycetes; Boletales; Suillaceae
Exons: 6
Coding region: 54-1343 (429 amino acids)
Biological process (GO): intra-Golgi vesicle-mediated transport; endoplasmic reticulum to Golgi vesicle-mediated transport; endocytosis
Cellular component (GO): Golgi apparatus
Molecular function (GO): GTPase activator activity
Source: RefSeq, a predicted model, not a curated record